Messenger RNA from Orycteropus afer afer, 2469 nucleotides. It is a transcript of the gene DLL1, whose product is annotated as delta like canonical Notch ligand 1. NCBI's taxonomy places the organism in Eukaryota, Metazoa, Chordata, Mammalia, Tubulidentata, Orycteropodidae. Gene Ontology annotation, cellular component: plasma membrane; protein-containing complex. Gene Ontology annotation, molecular function: calcium ion binding. Gene Ontology annotation, biological process: cell communication; heterophilic cell-cell adhesion; Notch signaling pathway. The transcript is spliced from 12 exons. Bases 1 to 2469 code for a protein of 822 amino acids. The record is from RefSeq and is a predicted model, not a curated record.
AUGGGCCGUCCGCGCGCGCUGGCCCUCGCUGUGGCCUCCGCCCUGCUGUGCCAGGUCUGGAGCUCCGGCGUGUUCGAGCUGAAGCUGCAGGAGUUCGUGAACAAGAAGGGGCCGCUGGGGAACCGCAACUGCUGCAGUGGCGCGGCGGGAGGCUCGGGGCCGCCGCGCUGCGAGUGCAGGACCUUCUUCCGUGUGUGCCUCAAGCACUACCAGGCUAGCGUGUCCCCCGAGCCUCCCUGCACGUAUGGCAGCGCCGUCACGCCGGUGCUGGGCGUCGACUCCUUCAGCCUGCCCGACGGCGCGGGCGGCGGCCACGCGGCCUUCAGCAACCCCAUUCGCUUUCCGUUCGGCUUCACCUGGCCGGGCACCUUCUCUCUGAUUAUUGAGGCCCUUCACACGGACUCUCCAGGGGACCUCACCACAGAAAACCCAGAGCGUCUCAUCAGCCGCCUGGCGACGCAGCGGCACCUGACGGUGGGCGAGGAGUGGUCGCAAGACCUGCACAGCAGUGGCCGCACGGAUCUCAAGUAUGCCUACCGUUUCGUGUGCGACGAGCACUACUACGGUGAGGGCUGCUCCGUCUUCUGCCGCCCCCGGGAUGACGCCUUUGGCCAUUUCACCUGCGGGGAGAGGGGAGAGAAGAUCUGUGACCCUGGAUGGAAGGGCCAGUACUGCACUGAGCCGAUCUGCCUGCCCGGGUGUCACGAGCAGCACGGGGUCUGCGACAGGCCAGGGGAGUGCAAGUGCAGGGUCGGCUGGCAGGGCCGGUACUGCGACCAGUGCAUCCGGUACCCCGGCUGCCUCCAUGGCACCUGCCAGCAGCCCUGGCAGUGUAACUGCCAGGAGGGCUGGGGCGGCCUCUUCUGCAACCAGGACCUGAACUACUGUACCCACCACAAGCCCUGUGGGAAUGGAGCCACGUGCACCAACACGGGCCAGGGCAGUUACACCUGCUCCUGCCGGCCAGGGUACACAGGCCCCACCUGCGAGAGCGAGGUCAACGAGUGUGCCCCCGGCCCCUGUAAGAACGGAGGAAGCUGCACAGACCUUGAGAACAGCUACUCCUGUACCUGCCCACCUGGCUUCUAUGGCCAACACUGUGAGCUGAGUGCCAUGACAUGCGCUGACGGCCCUUGUUUCAAUGGGGGGCGGUGCUCGGACAACCCCGACGGGGGCUACACCUGCCACUGCCCUGUCGGCUACUCUGGCUUUAACUGCGAGAAGAAGGUGGACUACUGCAGCUCCUCGCCCUGCUCCAACGGGGCGCGGUGUGUGGACCUGGGCACUUCCUACCUGUGCCGGUGCCCAGCCGGCUUCUCGGGCCAUCACUGCGACGGCAACGUAGAUGACUGUGCGUCCCUGCCCUGCGUGAAUGGUGGUACCUGCCAGGACGGCACCAAUGACUACUCCUGCUCCUGCCCCCCGGGGUACACGGGCAAGAACUGCAGUGCCCCGGUCAGCAGGUGUGAGCAGGGGCCGUGCCACAAUGGGGCCACCUGCCACGAGAGGGGCCGCCGCUACGUGUGCGAGUGUGCACGCGGCUACGGCGGCCCCAACUGCCAGUUCCUGCUGCCUGAGCCGGGGCCUGUGGUGGUGGACCUCACCGAGCGCUACCUGGAGGCCCCGAGUGGGCGCUUUCCCUGGAUCGCCGUCUGUGCCGGUGUCGUGCUGGUGCUGCUUCUGCUGCUGGGCUGUGCGGCCGUGGGCGUCUGCCUGCGGCUCAAGGCGCAGAAGCGGCGACUGCCGGCCGACGUGUGCCGGGCCGAGGCGGAGACCAUGAACAACCUGGCCAGUUGCCAGCGUGAGAAGGACGUGUCGGUCAGCAUCAUCGGGACCCCCCAGGUGAAGAACACCAACAAGAAGGCCGACGUGCACUGCGACCACAGUGCUGACAAGGGCAGCUUCAAGGCCCGCUACCCAGCCGUGGACUACAACCUGGUGCAGGACCUCAAGAGCGAGGACCCUGCCCGGGACGCCCACGGCAAGCGCGAGGCCAGGCCCGAGCCCCGCAGCUGCGCCGGCGUGGAGAGAGGCCCCUCGACGCUCAAGGGAGGAGAGGUGUCGGAGUGCAAGAGGCCGGACUCCACGUGUUCCACGUCGAAAGACACUAAGUACCAGUCGGUAUAUGUCAUCUCCGAGGAGAAGGACGAGUGUGUCAUCGCGACCGAGGUCCAUAUGGGGCUCAUGUCGGGGCAUCGGGGCUCGGUGUGGGGCUCGUGUCGGCAUCGGAGGCAUUGGGGCGGCUCUGUGGGGCUCGUGUCAGGGUGUCGGGGCACUGGGCUCAAGGUGGGUCAUCGCUCUCCUUCAGGAGGGACAGACUCCUUCCUGCCGGCCCAGCGGCUGGGGUCCCGUCUGCUAGGGGGUUUGGAUUAUGCAGAAGUCGUGGCCCUGCACCUGUGGAGUUACCCGGGGUGGAAGGAGAUGAUGAAGAAGCUCAAUGUCACCAGUCAGGACAAGAUCACGGGCUGA